AUGCUUAAAUUUAAAAAAAUCUAAAUAAUAAUAAUAUCUUUAUUAUUUCUUGCAUAGUUUUUAAUAUAAUCAAAAGCAUAAAAAUAGAUAAACAACACAGAAAAAUCUAAAAGUUCUUCUAAUCGUCAAUAAUAAAAAUAAAGUCCAAAAGAAGAAUUACCUACUUAACCAGUUUAAAAUACUAUAAAGGAAGAAAAAUUAUGUCCAAAAGGACAAUAUUUAGAUAUAGAAAAAAAAGUAUGUUUAUAUUGCAAUGACGGAGAAUAUAAAGAAAUCGAAGGCAACGAAAAAUGCAAAAACUGCUAAAAAGGAUAUUCAUGUUUUUAUCGAGAUUAACUACAAGAAAAAUGCGCCAAAGGGGAAUAUUCAGAUAAAGAAAAAUAACUAGAAUGUAUUCCAUGUAAAGACGGUGAAUAUAAUGAAAACGAAGGAGAAUCUAAAUGUAAAAACUGUCCAAAAGGAAAAUCCUGUUUUUGGAAAAAUGAAGCCCCAACAGAUUGUCCAGCCGGAACUUACCAAGAUUUAGAAAAUUAAACUGAAUGUAAGCCUUGUAAAGACGGUGAAUAUAAUGAUUAGGUAGGAUAAACUAAAUGCAAAGACUGCCCUGAAGGAAGUUAUUGCUUUAGAAAUGAUAUGGCACCCAUAAGUUGUCCUACGGGGACUUAUCAGGAUAAGAAAUACUAGAACGAAUGUCAUGAAUGUCGAGAUGGAGAAUACAAUGAUUAGACAGGAUAGACUAAAUGUAUAAAUUGCCCUGCUGGAAAUUAUUGCUUAUGGAAAAACAUACUUCCUAUACCAUGUCCUAUAGCAACUUAUUAAGAUAAACCGAAUUAAAUAGAAUGUAUAUAAUGUCCUUAAGGAUAAUAUAAUGAAUAAGAAGGAUAAAUAGCUUGUAAAGAAUGCCCAAAAGGAAAUAAAUGUGAAUGGAAAACAGACGUUCCAGUACCUUAUGGCUAAUAUUCUAUAAAUUAAGAUAAUAUAGAAUGUAUUAAAUGUCCAAUUGGUAAUUAUUGCCCAUAUGUAGAUGAAUCACCUAGAAAAUGCCCAAAAGGGACUUUUUAAGAUGAAUUAGGGAAAUCUAUAUGUAAAACAUGUCCGGAUGGUCAAUUUAAUAUAUAAGAAGGGUCUUAAGUAUGCCAAGAAUGCUCAGCUGGGAAUUUUUGUCAAUUUAAAGAUUUACAGUCUGUUAAAUGUCCUAAAGGAUUUUUUUCGAAUAUUAAAAAUAGUGUUUCUUGUUAACCUUGUGGCGUAGGAGAAUUUAAUGUAAGUGAAGGAAAAACUAAGUGUAUAGAAUGUUCUCCGGGAAGUUUUUGCCCUUAUAAAGAUAUAUUGCCAAUUGAAUGUUUCCCAGGUACUUAUUAGGAUAGUUCCAAGUAAAUUUCUUGCAAAUAAUGUGAAGAUGGCUAAUAUUAAGACAAAAGAGGACAAACAAAAUGCGAACAAUGCAAAAAUAAAGCCUUUUGUGUUAAAGAUUAGGCACCAGUUGCUACUUGCGAUGAAGGGUAAUAUAUAGACCCUAAAACAGGCAAAUGUGUAUACUGUUAGUAAGGAUUUUACUUGCAAAUUGACCCUAAUAGUAAGAAUGCUUCAUGUACACUCUGUCCUAGAGGAAAAUCUUGUUUUUAUGCAUCUUAGCCUUUCGAUUGUCCAGAAAAUACUUACGCGCAGGAAGGUCAAUCGAGAUGUUAUAACUGUCCUGAAGGUCUAUUCUGUCCUGUAGGAGAUAUUUAGCCUUUGUAUGUGUAUAAAAAUUUUGAUAAGAAUAAGAUUUUUAGUUAUUUUUUGAUUCUAAAGAAUAAAUACAAUGUUUAGUAAAUAUAAGAAAACGAUAGUUAGUAAUUUUUCUAAAAAGACGGGAUUUAUGGUACUAUUUUUUAUUAAAACUAAUCUAUUUUUGUGACUUUUAGGUACUAAGGAAGAGAUUCGUAUUAUUAAUGGACAUAUGAUUUAAAUGAAGACUAGUCAGAUUCAGAUGUUUGUGUAGGAUAUUGUUAAGUGCAUAAAAUAUGGCAUGGAUAUUAUUAAGUAAUAAAACCUGACUUUCUAAAUAAAAUGAAAACGAUAAUGAGCUUAUAUCCAUCUGCUUCUUAAAUUAAUUUUAUUGGGGCAAAUAUUGGGGCUGCAGUAGCUACAUUAGCUGCUGCUGAAUAUAGUAAAUAAUAUUAAAAUAAAAUCAAUUUGUAUACUUUUGGUAGUCCAAGGGUUGGGAAUGAGGCCUUUGUGAGCUUUGUUAAUGGAUAAAUUAAAGGGGAAAAUUUCAGGAUGACUCAUAAGGAUGAUGUGGCAACUACAAUACCUAGUAGGUUAAAAUUUAGGCAUGUCGGAUAGGAAAUAUAUACGGCGAAUAAUGAAGAUUUUUAUGUUGUGCCGUUGGGGAUUGAUGGAGAAUAUACGAGGUCUGGGAAUAAUUUCCACAGUUAUUAUAAUAGCAUGUUUGAAAAACCUAUUAAGGAUGCAGAAAAAGAUGUUUAUGGUGGUAUUUUACUUAUUAAUUUAAUUUUUUUGGCGGUUUAUUUGGUUUGAUUUUUAUAUAAUGUUAUUAUAUUUGUAUAUAAAAUUUAUUAUAUAUAUAUUAUUAUAAUUUUUAGAAUUUAUAUAUUUUUUUAUAUAUUAAUUUGUAUUUAUUGCAUGCUUUAUUUCGAUUGCGAAAAUAAUUUUUUUUAUUAUUUUUUAAUUUAAUUUGUAAAUUU
Molecule: messenger RNA, 2690 nt
Organism: Ichthyophthirius multifiliis
Lineage: Eukaryota; Ciliophora; Oligohymenophorea; Hymenostomatida
Product: mastigoneme-like protein, putative
Exons: 2
Biological process (GO): lipid metabolic process
Molecular function (GO): protein binding
Source: RefSeq, a predicted model, not a curated record